Messenger RNA from Capra hircus (goat), 1313 nucleotides. RefSeq names its product dehydrogenase/reductase 7 (gene DHRS7). The record is from RefSeq and is a predicted model, not a curated record. Gene Ontology annotation, molecular function: oxidoreductase activity. NCBI's taxonomy places the organism in Eukaryota, Metazoa, Chordata, Mammalia, Artiodactyla, Bovidae. The transcript is spliced from 7 exons. The coding region runs from base 112 to 1131 and encodes 339 amino acids.
CGGGUCGGGGCCGCUGGGCGGGCGGCGGAGCGGAGGCGCGAUUGCAGCCAGGCGGCCUAGGCGCAGUCUAGGCGGGGGUCAGUCUAUCUUCCUCCCGCGGAGCAGGGCGCGAUGAGCUGGGAACUGCUGCUCUGGUUGCUGGCGCUGUGCGCGCUGCUAGCGCUCGUGGUGCAGCUGCUGCGCUUUCUACGGGCCGACGCGGACCUCACGCUGCUGUGGGCCGAGUGGCAGGGGCGACGCCCAGAAUGGGAGCUGACCGAUAUGGUGGUGUGGGUGACUGGAGCAUCAAGUGGGAUUGGAGAGGAACUGGCUUACCAGCUGUCCAAACUAGGAGUUUCUCUUGUACUGUCAGCCAGAAGAGUGCAUGAGUUGGAAAGGGUGAAAAGAAAGUGCCUUGAGAAUGGUAAUUUGAAAGAAAAAGAUAUACUCAUUUUGCCCCUUGACCUGACUAACAGAAGUUCCCAUGAAAUGGCUACCAAAGCAGUUCUCCAGGAGUUUGGCAGAAUCGACAUUCUGGUCAACAAUGGUGGAGUAUCCCAGCGUGCUUUGUGUGUGGACACCAGCCUGGAUGUCUUCAAGGAGCUAAUAGACCUUAACUACUUAGGGACGGUGUCCUUGACAAAGUGUGUUCUGCCUCACAUGAUUGAGAGGAAGCAAGGAAAAAUUGUUACUGUGAAUAGCAUUGUGGGAAUUAUAGCUGCGCCCCUUUCUACUGGAUACUGUGCCAGCAAACAUGCUCUCCGGGGAUUUUUUAAUACCCUCCGAACUGAACUUGCCACCUACCCAGGUAUAACAAUUUCUAACAUUUGCCCGGGACCUGUGCAAUCAAAUAUUGUGAAAAAUGCCCUAACUGAAGAAGUCACAAAGAGUACAGGCAGCACUGCAGACCAGUCCUACAAGAUGGCAACCAGUCGUUGUGUGCGGCUGAUGUUAGUCACCAUGGCCAAUGAUUUGAAGGAAGUUUGGAUCGCUGAUCAGCCUUUUUUGCUAAUGUUCUAUUUGUGGCAAUAUAUGCCAACCUUGGCCUGGUGGUUAACCAACAAAGCAGCCAAGAGAAGGAUUGAGAACUUCAAGAGUGGUGUGGAUGCAGACUCCUCUUAUUUUAGAAGCGUGAAAAAAAAACAUGACUGAAGGAGUACUUGCAUUUUUCAAGCCACUGGAAAGAGAAAUGGAAAACAUGGAAAACAGCGAUCUUCUUAUACACUGAAGAAUAAUUUGUCAUUUUAUUUCUUAAUAGAUACAACUUUCCUUUCAAUAUGUAAUAAAUAACAAGAAUGACAGGAGUCUUGCAAUAAAUAUGUUAAUACAUAUUA